AAAAAACUGCAACAGAAAUAAGCACAUCAGCUUUGUGAGAUGACCGAACCGCCAAUAUCUCUCCACCAAAACCGGCAAACACUUCCUCCCUCUCCCCCAACCCCUUCCCAAAGUCGUGUGAACCAACGCCCUCCUUCCCUCUCGCAGAGCCAUAGCUGGGAAAGGAAACCAAGAGAACCCAGUUACAGGAAAGAGAGAUACAAACUUUGCCUUCCCCACGAAGUUUCCCCACUUCGCUUUCCUCCCCUUCAGCCCAUGCCCAUCAUUUCAAAACCCAUUAAACUCUACUUCCCCCCUGCCAUUUUCUUUUGCUGUUAUUUCCAAGCUUCUUUCUUCCCUUCCCUUCUUUUCUUGACGUCUCUCCGUUUUUGAAUUUUGGGGGUGUAGUGUAGUGUGGGUAGUUAGUUUUGCUUCUAAUGGAGAGGCUGGUGGAGGGAAUGAAGGCUGUGGAGAGGAAGCAAGGGAGCUUGAAGAUGCUUGCUCAAGAGCUUCACUCACAGGCCAACUCGAUUCUGCGUUUCACCCUUGAAUGGAAGGAACUGGAGUCGCAUUUCGAGUCUAUGAAGGAAGGGUUGACGGAGCGCGGGAGGGAGCUUGCGUUGCAAGAAAAGGAAGUGGGUGAAGCGUGGGGGAGGGUUAGGGUUAAGGAGGUUGAGGUUGAGGGUUUUUUCAGGGAGUUGAGGGAGAAGGAAGGGGAAUUGUGUUUGAUUCAAGGGAAAGUUCUGGAGCGUGAAUCCGAGCUUGAAAGGAAGGUGGGGGAGUUAGGGUUUGUUAAGCACAAGGUUGAAGAGUGUACGGAGGAGCUUCGGGUGAAAGAGAGGGGAUUGGAGCUUGCGGAGAGGAGAUUGAAUGACCUACGCGUGGAGGUGGCUGGGAAAGAGGUCGAAUUGGGUUUGCUGAGAAGGGCUGUUGAGGAACAGAGAAAUGAGCUUACGAGUAAAACCAAGGAAGUGGAUGAUUUGGCGAACCUGAUUUCAGACUCCAGCUCUCGGCUUGAGUUGAAAGAGAAGGAGUUAAAUGAGGUGCAAGAGUCGAUCGAAAGAUGUAAUGAUGAAUGCAGGUGGAAGGAAAUCCAGUUGGGCGACUUGGAGAAGAGGAGCAAGGAUUGUUGUGCGGGGCUUGAUUCUAAGAGGAAUCAAUUGGAUUUGAUGAAUGAGGAGCUUGCGAAAACCAGGAACUUGGUUGAGGAGCAACAGCGGGAGCUUCAUUCCAAUGAGGGUCACCUUGGUUCGAUCAAAGAGAUGAUUGAGGAAUUCGGGGAAGAACUCGAGAAGAAGGAAGCAGAGUACGUUGAGGUUCUCAAGUCCGUCAAGGACAAAGAAAAGCAACUACAGUCGCUUGAUACAUCAAUCGAAUCGUCUGUAAAGAAUCUUGAACUGAAAGAGGCUCAAUUAAGUGCUCUUAAAGCUGACAUUGAUGUCGGAAACAAAGAGCUUAGCAAGAUGGACAAGAUCCUGGAAGUUGCUCAAUCUCAGAUGAACAGGCAUAGCAAGGAGCUUCAAGCUGUAAAGGAGCAGAAACUGUCUAUGCAGUCAUUGGCUGAAGAUUUUGCUCGCUUUCUCGAAUCUAAAGAUAAGAGUCUUGGCGUGGUUGGGAAAUAUCUGAAAGGAUGCCUUGUGAAGCUUGAAUCGAAAGUGACACAACUGAAUUCAAUCCAGAGUAAAUUGUUCAUCUGCCACAGAAGACUCACAGCCAAAGGACAAAGUGUUGAUUCCAUGAAGGGGACAUUAGAAAAAAGUGUAAAAGAACUUGAGAAACAAGUUGAGCAGUUUAGGCUGAGGGAGGAGGAGUUGGAGUCGAAACAAAAACUGCUUGAAGAGCGAUGUGCUGAAGUAGAAGCGAGAGAUAAGCAAUUAAAUAGUGUUGCUGAUUUGCUGAGAGGCAAGGAGCAGCUGCAAAGUACCACAGUGAGUAUAGUGAGUUGUGUCCAAGGAAAUGGUAGAAAUCUGCAGCUUCUUUUGAACGAGCAUUUCAAGAAGCUUGAUUCACUUCAUAGUGAACUUUGGACCGCCUUGCAGAAGUCACCUGAUCCAGCAAAGCUGGUGCUAGAAGGGAUUAUGGGGUUUUAUUCCGUAGAAGGCAGUGGAGAGUAUGAGUUGGCUGUUACUAGGAAGAGCUGCAUUACUUUGCUGGAGUUUUUGUCUAGAAUCUCCCCUACGGUUAAGCCUGAAGUGUUGAAAGAAUCAAUGGAACUAGCUAGAGAUUGGAAAUCAAAAUUGGGGAUAGCUCCUGGUAACUCUUUGGAGGUGUUGGGUUUGGUGAAACUUAUAUCUGCAUUUGGAUUGCCUCUUGGUUACAAAUCCGGUAUUUUUACAGCUGUUUACCCAAAUAGGAAUGUCGAAGCCAAAGAAGCAUGGCAAGCGCUCGAACUUGCAGAAAACUUAGCUGGUUCCUUUAUUCUUUCUCCUGUCCAUCCUACAUCUGAUGGGCUCAUGUGUUUUAGCACUCUCCAUGAGGCCAGUAGUCCACAGCUGCUCCCAGAUGAGCCAUUACCAAGUGGAUUAUCUGAGAAUGAAGUUACUAAUGCCCUUAGAAACUCACCAGACCCGGCAAAGAUGAUCUUUAAUCUGAUAGAAGAUUCGCUUGUGCACCAAGAGAGCAAAGCCAUUAUAACAUGUAAUGAAAGUGUCCUGAGGUAUCAGGUUCUUCUUUUACAACAAUUGUCGAGUGUGUCGCCGGUGGUGACUCCUCAUGGGCACGAAGCAGCAAGAAGGCUGGCGGUUGCUUGGAGAGGAAGUUUGAGGCUGGAGGCCAUGGAUAUAUUGGCGUUUCUUUUGUUUCUGGCUGCAUAUGGGCUUGCCACUCAUUUUGAAGAAGAUGAUGUUCUGAAACUUGCUGGGAGGAUUACUCACUAUAAAAAGUCUCCUGAUUUAUGGCGUGCUCUUGGCUUGACGAUGAAGGUACCUGGGCUGAUUCAAAGUCUCGUAAAGAAGGAUAUGUACGUUGAGGCUGCUAGAUUCAGCUGUGCAUUUGGCCUAGUCAACGCUUACUCACCUGACCUGUUGCUCUUGAAGUUAUUGGAGAAGAGAAAGCUCUUGGAGCAUGGGAAGCUCUUACUUGAGUCCCAAUGUGAAGCCUUCGACAAGCACAUGGACUACUUAAAACAACUGCUCGAACGCGUGCUAGAGCUGAACUUUGAUCCCACCCUAUUCAGCUCAAAACUGAUCUCACAUUUCCAGGACAUGGCAAUGCUGUUAGAACGGAAGAGAAGUAGCUUGCUAGGUGUCUUUGCUCGACUCUCUCAGCCACAACCACCCCGAUUGCAAGGUGGAUCAAUGGAGCAUGGAGCCAUUGCAGUGCCUAACGACAUUCCUAGCUACAUGUCUAACACGAAUGACCAAGUUACGCAGCAAUGGCAGCAGCCGCAGCAUGUAUACUGGAGUCAUGAAGCACAGAGAAACAAGCGUCCAAGGGCUGGUAUGCAGUAAGAAAAAAGAUUGGGACAGCUUAUUUAGUGGUCAAACAGAGUGAGGCAUUUUGUGAUUCAAUAUGAAGCCUCUAAUUAGUAGCAAAGAUUUAUGUUGUUUUUGUGUAUAUAUAUGAUGAUUAUCCAGUCCUUAGUAAGUUUCUUGGUAAACAGGCUGUAAAUAGUACUCUAGAACCACUAAUGUUGAAGGAUCUGCGUAUCAUUGUUGUAAUUUACGGACAAUUGGGGUGUGUAUUAGUUGUCGAUGAAUUUUACAAUGUUAUAAAGC
Linum tenue is the source of this 3695-nucleotide messenger RNA. NCBI's taxonomy places the organism in Eukaryota, Viridiplantae, Streptophyta, Magnoliopsida, Malpighiales, Linaceae. The record is from the annotation of a GenBank genome assembly.